AUGGAUAUUGAUAAUGAAAAAUCAAAUAAAACUUAUAAAUUAUAUAAACAAGUAUUUAAUAAUAAAUUUUUAUCAAAUUCAAUUUAUAGAAAUGUUUAUAAAUUUAAUCAACAAAUUACAGAUUGUUAUUCACAUGGAAGAUCAUUGUUUAAAUAUUGUGUAAACUAUCAAGAAGCAACACUUGAUUGGAUAAUUUCAAAUAAAAAAUAUUCAUUAUUAUUUGAUAAAAUUAAAUCAAAUCAUUGUUUUAAUAAAACUGAAUUAUCAUUUGACCAUUUAAUAAUAGUGAUUAAACAAAUAAUGAAUCUUGAAAAUGAUUGUAGUGCUAAUAAUAAUAAUAAUAAUAAUAAUAGUGGUGAAAAUGAUAAAGAAAAUAAAGAAACUAAUUUAGAAUUAUUAAAACAAUUUUUUAAAAUUAAUUCAAAUAAUUUAUUUAAUAUUAAAUUAAAUCAUCCAAAUUUAACAUAUUAUAGAGAUAUUAAUUUAAUAGAAUUUGCAAUACAUACACAAUAUAAUAAAAUAAUUUUUAAAAAUAAUGGUGGUGAUAAUGAUGAUGAUGAUUAUUUAGAUUUAUCAUUAAAAAUUGGAAAUUUAGAAAUAAUUAAAUUUAUUCAUAAAGAAAUGGGGAUAACAUGUUUUAAGGAUAAAUUAAAGGCAUUACAUUUUUCAUUAAUGUCUGAAAAUAGAAAUAAAGUAGUUGAAUAUCUAUUAGAUGAAAUUAAAUAUCAACCACCAACACUUUAUUCAGGUAUUUUUGAUAAAUUCUUUGAAAACCUAAUUCAACUUGAAUUUAAAUUAUUUAAAAGAUUAUAUCAACUUGGUUCACCAAUUUUAUAUCAUAGUUAUGCUAUACCAUAUCUAAUCAAUGAAAAAUUCAAUGAUACUUUAAAUGAUUCAAAAAUUAAUUUUAAAAAUAAAUUACUUGAUUUCAUUCAAUGUUCAAUUUUCGUUUGUAGUUUAGGUUAUUUUAAUGAUAAAUUUAAUAAAAAUAUUGAUUAUAAUUCAUUAUUAUUAAAAAUUGAAAAAAUAUUAAAUUCAAAUAAUUUAGAAACUACAUCAUCUUCUUCAUCAUCAUCAUCCAGUACUAUAUUUUCAAAAUUUAAAAAUAUAUUUAUUGAUUCAACAAAUAAUAAUAAUAAUAAAAAUAAUAAAAAUAAUAAUAAUAAUAAUAAUGAAAUUGAUUAUUUUAUUGAAAAAGAAAUAAAAAGAAUAUUUAUUUUUGAAUUUUUAGUACCAUUAGAUUUUAUAAAAAGGGAUGUACUUUGUAUGAAGGUUAUUGAUUUUGCAAGAGAAUAUGGUGAAUAUAAUUUGUUAACAAGUUCAUUAGAUAAAUUUAAAAAUCAAACUUCAAUAGUUGAUAUAUGUACUUCAAUUUUAAAGAUUGCAAAUUUUAAUUCUGAUUCAAAAUUAAUAAAUUUUCUUGAAAAUAAUUAUUUCAAUCAUAAAGAAUUAGUAUCAUUUUUAAAAAUUAAUGACAAAGUUGAUGAAGAUACAUCAUUAGUUUAUUAUAUAAGUAAUAUUAAUAAUUAUUAUAAUUUUGAUAAUAAUAAUAAUAAUAAUACAAACAUUAAUAAUAAUAAUAAUAAUAAAUUUGAAAAUUUAUUUGAUACAAAAAAAAUUAAAAUUCAAGAUCAAAUUCAAUAUUUAUCAAUAAUUUUAAAAAAUUCAAUAAAUUCUUUAAUACCAAAUAGAGUAUUAUUACAACAUAUUUUAUUAAAUAAUGAAAUUGGAAUUGUUUUUGAAAAUAUUGAACAAAUAAUGAAUGUAAUAAGUGGAUAUAAUUCAAAAAUAUGGAAUGAAUUUUCAGAAAUUUCAAAAAAGAAUUUAAAGAGUGAUAAUUUUGAAAUAGUAACCCCACCACUUGAUAGGCUAUUUAGUGCAGUUUUAUUUGUUGGGAAUAAAGAAUUGUUUAAAUUCAUUUUUAGGAAAUAUAAAGAUUAUUUUAAAUGGGAUUCUCAAAUUAUUGGUAUAAAAGUAGUAAGAAGUAAUGAUUUAGAUUUCAUUCAAUUCCUAUUUGAUAAUGAUAUUGGUAAUUUAAAAUUUUCAAUUAAUUUUUGUACAAAUAGGGUAUCGAUUAAAUAUAUGACUGAAACAUUGGGUCUAUAUUUUAGUGAGGAUUUAUUGGUUUCAAUUUGUGAGAAUCAAAAUAUUAAUAAUUGGAAUUCAAAUUAUAUUUUCAAUUAUAUUUUAAAUUUUAAAAUUAAUAAUUUAAAUCAUUAUCAAUAUGUCGUUAUUCCUCAAACUAUGAAAAAUUAUAAAUAUUGUAAAUCAAUUGAAAUUAAUAUAUGCAAUGGUAGUUUAUUAUCAGAGAGAGUUAAAAUAAUUAAUAAUUCUACUCAUUUCAAUAGAGAUACUAUGGAAAAAUGGUUUUUUGAAAAUACUAGAAAUAUUGCAAAAAUUAUUGCACUUGGUAAUUAUUAUCAUUUAGUUGAUUUACUCAAUGAAAUUGAACAAUAUUCAAACUCUUUUGUAGGUUGUAACCCAAAGUAUAUUUUUAAAAGAUCUUAUAAUAUUGCUCAUGUAGGAAUUGAAUAUAACCCAAAAAUAAAAAAUAUUAUAAAAUCAAUUUUAGAAUCUUUAAAUCAAAUUUCUAACAUUCAAUCCUGGUAA
Dictyostelium discoideum AX4 is the source of this 2610-nucleotide messenger RNA. RefSeq lists its product as hypothetical. The coding region runs from base 1 to 2610 and encodes 869 amino acids. The transcript has 2 exons. Lineage: Eukaryota; Evosea; Eumycetozoa; Dictyosteliales; Dictyosteliaceae. The record is from RefSeq and is a predicted model, not a curated record.